This is a messenger RNA of Hyaloperonospora brassicae, 2385 nucleotides long. The record is from the annotation of a GenBank genome assembly. Lineage: Eukaryota; Oomycota; Peronosporomycetes; Peronosporales; Peronosporaceae.
AUGGCCGAAGCGCAUCAGGCCAUUGGCGUUUUCGACGAGCACAAGCGCGGCGUCGAGCUCUUGUACUCGGACGAAGGCAUCCGCGUGUCCUUUACGAUCCCACCGCCGCAUGAGGUCCGUCGCUCGCUCGUCCGUGAGUUUUUCCAUCUCCAGCGGGCCCUUCAACGCGGCGUGUACCCCGCCCCGCCGUUGGUCGCCAUUUUGACUGUCGUCGCCGUCUCGGUCGUCGUUGUCCUCUCGCCCACGGACUCGUGGUGGCGCAGUGGACCCAUUUCGGUCUGCGUGUGGCAUGUCGGCAACUUUCUGAUGCCGUACUGGUACUUGCUGCCGAAUUCCCUCUACGUGGCGUCCCUCGCCGCUUGGGCGGCAUUCCUGGGCUUGCUGGCGCUCAUGGCAGUCCAGCGACUCUUUCUUCGAUUGCUGCUGAGCUACCGAGGCUGGUUGUACUUGGCGCCGCGGCAAAAGAGCCGCGUCGUCACGGCGUGGGCAGCACUGUUGAAGAUCUUUGGCGGGCGCAACCCGCUCACGUACUCGUUCCAGGACGCACUGCCGAGGCUACCGCUGCCCCCACUGAAGGAUACGGUGCAGCGGUACUUGCAGUCGGUUCACCCGCUGCUCACGUCGGACGAGUUCAAGGAUGUUGAGCGCAUGGCGGACGAGUUUCUGCACCAGGAAGGGCCGAAGCUGCAGUUUUACCUGUACUUGAAGAGCUGGUGGUCGUCAAACUAUGUCACGGACUGGUGGGAGAAGUACGUGUACCUCAAAGGCCGCUCGUCGUUGAUGAUCAAUAGCAACUACUACGCGCUGCCAGGUGCCAACCUCGACUUUAGUCUCACGAAAAACCCCGUGGCAUUAGCGGCUGUGCUCGUGCACGAGUUUUUGCUCUUCAAGCAGGAUCUCGACAGGGAGCACUUAGCGCCGCAGCUCAUUCGUGGCAUUGUCCCGCUUUGCAUGAGCCAAUACCAGCGGAUGUUCUCGUGCACACGGAUUCCUGGACGCGAGACGGACGUGCUCAAGCUGUACCACCACAAAUCGAAACAUAUCGCCGUGUUCUGCCAUGGUCGCGUGUUCAAGAUGCCUCUCUAUGAGAAGGGCCAAUAUGGCAACUUGCUGUCAAAGUUUGAGAUCCAGCGCCAGCUGGAGUGGAUCCAGUCGACGGCGUUGACCAUGGAUGCAUCCACAACUGCCGAGCAAAACCUCGCGGCUUUGACUGCCGCUGGUCGCAUCGAGUGGGCCGAAAAUCGCGAGCAGUUCUUUUCUAGCGGUAUGAACAAGCGGUCGCUCGAGGCUAUUGAGUCGGCAAUAUUUGUGGUGAUCCUGCAAAACGACGUGGCCAAGGACUGGACAUCAAUGGGCAAGGACCUCAUUCACGGUAGCGGUGGCAAUCGUUGGUUUGACAAAUCGUUCAACCUCGUGAUCUACAAGAACAGUGUUGCUGGAAUAAAUGCCGAACAUGCGUGGGCUGAUGCGCCGGUGAUGGCCCAUGCGUGGGAGCAAGUGUAUACGAGGCAGUGCUUUACGUCUCCGUACGAUCAACAAGGAGAUGCUCUGGUGCUGUCUGAAGACGAACGGGCAUCCAAGUUACCGCCCUGUAGAUUGCUGCAGUGGGACUUUUCGACGGGCCUUGACCGCGCUGUGCUAAAGUCGCUCGCAGACGCUGAGACGGCCAUCGGUGAUUUUGAUCUGAAAGUUAUCUCGUACACGGACUAUGGCAAGGGCCUGAUCAAGAAGUUCCGCGUCAGUCCUGAUGCGUUCAUCCAGAUGGCGCUGCAGCUCGCAUACUACCGCAACUCUGGCACGAUCACGCAGACGUACGAGUCUAGCAUGACUCGGCUGUAUCGGGACGGCCGCACAGAAACGGUCCGGCCGGUGACGGACGAAUCGAAAGCGUUUGUCCUCGGCAUGGCCGACCAUAACCUAUCGGACGCCGAUAAACUGCAGCUGCUUCAGCGCGCAUGUGCUGUGCACCAAGACAGCUACCGGAAUGCCAUGAGCGGUAAGGGCAUCGACCGUCACCUCUUCACGCUCUACUGCGUGUCUGUCGGUUUCGGCACCGAGUCGGCAUUCUUGAACAAUGCGCUAAGCCGUCCAUGGCGCCUGUCAACAAGUCAGCAGCCUCAGCAGCAAACGGACAACUGGCGUUUGGUCGAAGAUGCUCUGAGAGGGUCAAAGUAUACGAUUGAGGAUGCGCGCUGUCCUGGCGGUGGCUUUGGGCCGGUAGCUGAAGACGGAUACGGCGUCAGCUACAUGGUUGCAGGUGAGAACAUGCUUGGCUUUCAUAUAUCGAGCAAGAUGUCAUGUCCGUCUACGAGCUCGGAAAAGUUCGCUGCAGACAUUGAGCGGGUACUUGCCGAUCUCAAGUCGCUAUGGCAACCGCAAGAGUAG